This is a messenger RNA of Owenia fusiformis, 2864 nucleotides long. NCBI's taxonomy places the organism in Eukaryota, Metazoa, Annelida, Polychaeta, Sabellida, Oweniidae. The record is from the annotation of a GenBank genome assembly.
UUCAAAGGCACAGGAGUCAAGUUGACUUACUUAUCAGUUCAUACGUUUACACUGUGGAACGAAGGCAAACUAUAAGUAUACCAGCUUGAAUCGACCGUUCACCAGAUAAACGAAACAACUAUUUCAUCUCACGGGUCUCAAAGGAUCUUUGCGUUUUGUACAAAACUAUCGUUGAAGUGUAAUGGCACAACUGUUAUAUUCAUUUGGAACCAACGAUGACGUCGUACGAACAUGAAAGAAGCCUAUAAGUCGACGCAGAUGUAGAUAUUUAUUGACGUAUUAUUGUUGCAAAACAUGACCAUAGACCUGAGGCUGCAAAACAUCUUAAAAACAUAAGAUGACUCAGCAUUUCAUUUGGAGAAAGAUUCGACUAUUUCGAUGAUUGGAAAGUUAAACGACAAAGGUAGAUCACUUUAUCCCAAGAGAGACGAGGUCAUGUCGGAUCGUGAAAUCAGAAAACGGUCGAACAGGAGUUCAAAUGUCAGCAGGUCUUCCCAGUCAAUAUUUGGAAUAUCCAAAAUGUUUGUUAUUAUAUUGUUGCAGACGACAUUUUACGCAACCGGGAAUUUUGCAUUGCAGACGAAUUUAAACACGCAGUGUCCAGAGAAAUGCCAAUGUACAGAACCAAUUGAAAAUAUAACUUGCUCAAAUUUAUUAACCUUACCAGGAUUUCCUGCAACAACAAAGUCUCUAACACUUAUCAAAUGCCAAGUUUCUACGUUAUUUAACGAUAGUUUUGCCAAUCUUACUUUAUUGGAGACUCUUACUUUGAACUCAGACUCAGUGCGUAUAAACACCAACGCUUUCAAUGGGCUUACACGUCUCCGAUCUCUCACCAUCUAUGAUACUACUGUACACUUUGAUAACAAAGCUGAUGUGUUUGAACCACUGCAAAAUAUUACAACUCUAGUCUUGAGAAACAUAGGUCUUAAUGCACCAAUUCCACGAUUGGGUAAUGUACAAGGAAAUGCUUAUGUCUCCGAUCUCAAAAUAAUCGUUACACACCUCAGAAGUAUAGAAUAUUUAGAUGUCAGCCAUAACCUUUUGGGAUAUUCCGAAGCUGAAAUGCAGGAGCAUUUUCUUAACUUAAAAGUCCUGAAAAUUCAACACAAUAACUUUGAUAGUUUUGACACUGGUUUACUUGGCUACAACAAGUCAUUCAAACUAGAAGAAUUAGACAUUAGCGACACGUUUCGCAAUUUCUAUCCUACAAAAUAUCUUGAAGGAUUGAAACAUUUUAAAAAACUUAAAAUACUAUAUCUUAACGGUAAUACAAUAAAGAAUCUAAAAGACGACACUUUCAGCCAAUUUAAAAGUAUCGAGCAGCUUUCGUUAGUCGACUGCCAUAUUGAAAAUUCAUCUAUUCGUGCAUUUGCAAGUCUGUCGAAUUUGACAUCCUUAGAUGUGAGCAACAACCCGGCCUUAAACUUGACUCAGGUUAGCCGUAUGUUGUUUGGACUGACUAAUUCAAAGAUUAUGAAUUUAACCAUCCAGAAAUCUAGUUUUAAAGAGCUCAACUCUUCAUUAUUGCAGUAUGCUAAGGGAACAAAACAAUUCAAAAUGUUAGACCUUUCUAGUGGUGCCAUCACAAUCGUCAAGGCGAAAUCUUUUUCUCAGCAUCAAACUUUAACAUAUCUAGACCUAUCACAUAAUAAAAUUACCAAGAUAGAACAAAAUGCUUUCCAGAAUCUGGAAAAACUUGAAACGCUGAAACUUGAUGGGAACAAAUUAGUUUCCCUCCAUAAAUACAUAUUCAGUACCCUUGCAAGUUUGAGAAGUUUAACAAUUUCUAACAAUCUCAUCAGGGUUGUUGACGAAGCCGUAUUAACAGAUCAGAAAGAACUGAUAACAUUGUCUCUACAAGAAAAUGUAAUAUCAACACUUCCCGAUAAAAUCUUCCAAAGUCUUUCUCAACUCCGAUUCCUAGAUCUAAAGCAAGCCACUAGUCGGAGUCCCAGCGAUCACACAUCAUGGCCGAGAGUUUUAGGGAGUUUAUACUCAUUAAGGACUCUGAAUUUAAUGGACAAUGACAUAGUUGAUAUCCCCUUUGGCAGUUUCAAUGCACUGUCCAAUAUUACCCAGUUGGACUUAAGGAGGAAUAAAAUAUCACAUCUUGAUGACCACGUAUUUGAAUCGAUCUCUAAUGUGAAGCAACUGAUCCUCCACGGAAAUCAAUUCGAGAGCCUGAACAGAAGUGGCAUCGCCAAGCUCACGUCGCUCAAAGAGCUGGAUAUUUCAUUGAACCCAUUCCACUGUGACUGUAACAUGGCUUGGUUCAGUGACUGGUACAUUCACAGUAAUGUGACGCUCUUUAACGUUUCGAUAACACAUUGUACGUCGCCAGAAUCGCGUGUAGGCUUUUUACUUGUGGAGUACUCCCCUAGUUUAGAGGAAUGUCCCCUAGCGCAACAGCUGCGGAAUAACACUGGGUUUUAUGUUGGGAUCGCCGUAGCUGUGGUAGGAGUUGUGAUUAUACUAAGUAUUCUGGCUUGGGCGUACAGAGGCUCGAUCAGAACUACAAUACAACGUUACGUACAAGUGAACACAGGGGCACCACCAACUCCAUCAUUCCCCGGUGAAACGAUUGCUCUCACAUCAAAUGAGAGUGAAGCAUAGCAGAAUUCCAAACUGUACAUACUUAACAAAAACGUUAUUCUUUUCAUUUAAGUUACGACUUACAUGUAGUAUGCAAGUCAAAGUAAAUGACAACUAUAUUAUUACAUUUGGGAUCCGUAAUGCCCAGUGAACUAUACAUACGAAAAUAAGUAUUUUAUUUGUAUGUGUAAACUAAAUUGUGAGUAUUAAAUAUACCUGAUAAAUGCCUUUGUAAGGUCUGGGUAUAUCAUUCAAAUAUGACUAACGUA